UAUUGAAACAAAUUGUUUCAGCAUCGGUAGGGAAUACAGCUAAGAAGAACAAAGUAUGAAGACUCUGUCUGCAUUGAUCGUCCUAGGAGCAUUUUCCUUCUCGUUAGCCUAUAAAGGCAGUUACAUGCCUGAUGAUGGCUUAUGGGAAGAUGACGAGACAGACUGGGACGACCCAAACUCUAUUGUGUUCAACAAGAAAGUUUACAAUUGCACUGAUCACAUGGGAUGUGGAUGUCCCAUGCUGCUUUGUACUGGAAACAAAAUCUGUGAACGCGAUGAUAACAACCCGAUCAAGUGCCGGCUCACCAAGCCGUACAAAAAAAUCAACUUACAAAACGCAAAAGUAGAAUUUUUUUUCAAGGGUUCCGGUGAUUGCAAAUGCAACCCUUUGUAGGUAUAACGAGGACAGAAGAAAAACAAAGACAAAAGAAGAAGUGAAGUGAUUUUGUAAUCUAAAGGGAACAAUCUAAUUCUUCUGUAAGCUGUACUUUUAGCAACUUCGAAAGAACACACAAACGCUUUACUACGGUUUCUGUACUGACCUGUUUGUUAGUUUACCAUUAUACUGAGUUGUGUUGUUUGAUCUCAGUUCAUCUGUGUAAAAUAUGUGGUCAAAUCAUAUUGUACAUGAGAACGUUAAAUAAAAAAAAAAAUCAAAUGAAAGGAUUAAGUUGAAUUAA
Orbicella faveolata is the source of this 680-nucleotide messenger RNA. RefSeq lists its product as uncharacterized. Lineage: Eukaryota; Metazoa; Cnidaria; Anthozoa; Scleractinia; Merulinidae. The record is from RefSeq and is a predicted model, not a curated record.